Stegodyphus dumicola is the source of this 1660-nucleotide messenger RNA. RefSeq names its product histone H2A-like. The record is from RefSeq and is a predicted model, not a curated record. Lineage: Eukaryota; Metazoa; Arthropoda; Arachnida; Araneae; Eresidae.
CAGUCAAUUAAUCAGUGUACACACACAUCAGAAACUUAACAAUAUUUAUUCAAUGAAUACUACUUCACUGUUCCGAAAAAUAGAGUUCAAUAAAUUAACUGAGAAAUAAAUUUAAGAGAUUUCAUAUAAACAAAUUCUGCCAAACUACCUCAGUGCAAGGCAAAAAAUAUAGGCAAUUGAAGAAGAUGGAAAAAAAAAAAAAAAAAAAAAAAAAAAAAGAAGAUUGCAUUAUAUUUUCUUUUCUACAGCUCAAUAACUGUUAAAAAUGUCAAGAAAUCAACUACGUUUUCGGUAUGUACAGCACUUACAGCUUCUUUAGGGAUUUGGUUGUGACCGAGAAGGGUUUGAAGUGGAUAAGAUGUCCCCUGACUGGCUAAUAGGUAGAUUUCGCUUCGGGUAUCUUGGAUGCAACCUAUCUUGGAUGCAACCUUGGAUGCACUAAAUUGGAAUGAAGGAGUUCUUAAAUUCUCUUUUGGUUCACAAUAUAUUCAUUCUUGUGCAGAUUUUUCUACAGCACUUGUGCUUACCUAUUCUGGCGAAGAAAUGUUGACCGUGUACUGUGUACCUUUUAUAGAUUCAUAUUAUUUAAUUUUUUUUUAAAGUAAGUAUAUAUACAUUUUUAAUUUUUUUUUUGUAUACACAACUAGUUACUCACUCUACUUGUAGUAGAGUGCAUAUAUAGGUAGUAGUGCAUAUAUACAGUGAAACUAUAUGUACAGUAGUAGUAGUAGUACAGUAGUAGUAGGAGUAGUAUAUACAGUGAAGUAGUAGGAGUGCAUAUAUACAGUAGGAGUACAGUAGGAGUGCAUAUAUACAGUGAAACUAUAUGCCAGAAGUUUGUAUAAUGAAGCACUUCGCUAGUUGAAAGAGAAGGAAUAACCAGUAAAAUUAAAUGUAUAUAAUAUACAUUAGUUUUAAUAAGAAUAAUAUUCUGUAAUUAUGAAUACUUGGUCAUGAAAUGCUUUUACUCAGUACAGUAAAAUUUGAUAUAACAGGUUUAAAUAAUUUAGAGAAGAAUCAAGAGGAAUGACAAUUCAUGUUUCAACGAUGAGUACGUAACAAAUAUUGCGAGGCUACGAUUCUAUUCGGAUUCAAAACUCGGAAUCUGAUUGGCCAGACAUAAUAAGUACAGAGUUGAUAAAAAUGUCUGUCCAGGACCGUCGCCAGUCAUUAUUUCGUAUACCCCACAAAUAAUAUCGUCAUGUCUGGUCGUGGAAAAGGUGGCAAAGUAAAGGGGAAGAGCAAGACUCGGUCCAGCCGUGCUGGUCUUCAGUUUCCUGUAGGUCGUAUCCAUCGUCUUCUGCGAAAGGGAAAUUAUGCAGAAAGAGUUGGUGCUGGAGCUCCAGUGUAUCUUGCUGCAGUUUUAGAAUAUUUGGCAGCUGAGGUUCUUGAGUUGGCCGGUAAUGCUGCUAGAGAUAACAAGAAGACCAGAAUAAUUCCAAGACAUCUGCAGCUGGCCAUCAGAAACGACGAGGAGUUGAAUAAAUUACUCUCUGGCGUCACAAUUGCACAAGGUGGAGUUCUACCCAAUAUCCAGGCUGUUCUACUUCCCAAAAAAAAAAAAAACCGAAAAGAAAGCAUAAUUCCUACUUCCCCUAACGCUACAAAAAAAAAAGGCCCUUUUAAGGGCCAGAAAAUGUACGAAGAAGAGAAUGCUUAA